AUGGCGGCAUUACUUCCGAUUCUUUAUAAUGCUUUUGGAAAAUCUCGUGGUGGUUAUAAACCACUCGGUAAUAAACAAGAAACUAAGACAGCUUCUCUGGAUUCAACUUAUAUAUAUCCAACACCUAAAGAGUCAUCUUAUAUAUAUGAAUUUCCUACAGAGCCACUUGUUACGCCAUAUGAUAUUAUUAUUCGUAUUAACAGUAUUACUGCAUUAUCAACAACUGGUUGGGAUAUUAUACUUGGACAAAAUACAAAGGAUACUAUAUCAAAAAUAUCAACACCUGUCGAUAAACGUGGUGUAAUCGUUUCAGUUGUUGGUUCAUACAAUCGCGGCAAGUCAUUUUUACUUAAUCAACUUUGUAAUACUCAAUUACCUAAUGGUAAUUUAGUACACACAGAGGGUAUAUCUAUUACAGCAGGACGAAAUUUAGCUGAAAAUAUAAUUUUUAUUGAUACUGCUGGUACUGAUACUCCCACACCAAGAGAUAAACUUGAUGAUAAAAAAGCUACAGAAGCCCUUCUAAGAGAAAUAGCUCUUAAUUUAUGUUCAUACAUCAUUAUUGUUGUUAAUCGUUUACGUGCUACAGAUCAAUCAUAUAUUCAACAAGUAGUAAAACAUUGUGAAAAUUUUAAUUCAAAUAAAAAUAUAAUUAUUGUUCACAAUUUAAUGGAUGUACAAACAAUUAAAGAUGCGAAUAAAAUAAUAAAAGAAGAAGUUGAAGAUCUUAAUGAUGCUAAACCUGAUAUAAUGAAAUUACAAGUUAAUCGUACAUCGACUGAUAUCGAUUUUUAUCAUUCUAAACAAAAUGGUAUCACAAUUCGUCAUUUCAUUUUUGCAAGAGAUGGAUUUGAAGCAGGGAAUAAAUGGAACAGAAAAUCUAUUGAUGGUAUAAUGAAUAUUUUACAAACGGCACAGGAUUGUAGAAGAAAUCUUGAUGUUAUCAAUGAAAUGAUAAAUUUUGUUAAUACCAAGCUUCCACAAUUAUUUACCAACAAUCGUGAACAAGAUAAUCAUUUAAUCGAUAAUAAUUCACGGAAAUUACAAGUACAAAUGCAUGUUAGAAAACCUCAUAUUGUACUUACUCAUCGAAGAGAACUAGAAGAUCUUGAACAAAAUCCUUAUCCAUUAAUUCUCUCACCAAAACUUCUUUAUGAUGAUGCAGGUUAUUUUAUAGGUAUUGGUUCAAAAGAUAAUGGGCAAUGGCAACCUAUUUAUAAUCUAUAUGAGACUGAUACAGAAAUCCAUGCUAUUGUUGAACUAGCAGGUUUUAAACAAGGUGAAUCACAUGUUAAAAUUUUGGAAGAAGCAAUUAUUAUCGACGGCAAUCGUGAUGAUUUUAAGAAAACAUUAAUAAAUCCAGAAAUUCAUCAUGAAAAAAUUCCUAUGGGAAAAUUUAAAAUAGAAAUUCGUUUGAAAUGUCGUAUCGAUCCUGAUAAAUCAUCUGCAGAACGUGCCGAAGGUCUUUGGAAAAUUGUAUGUGAAAAGAAAAAACCUGCUUCGAAAACUUUUGAAUAA
This is a messenger RNA of Adineta steineri, 1518 nucleotides long. NCBI's taxonomy places the organism in Eukaryota, Metazoa, Rotifera, Eurotatoria, Adinetida, Adinetidae. The record is from the annotation of a GenBank genome assembly.